AUGUUCGCCUUCGUGUUCCGCCGCCUCUCGGCCUUUGUGGCGUUCUAUCUCACAAUCCAGCUCAGCGCUGUCAUUGCAGCGCCACUCGAGCAGCGUGACCUCGAGGCUCGUGCCACUCCCGCGGCGCCUCACUUUGUGGUCUACGCAGACCAAAGCCAGUCAGGCGUCACCGGUCCCCCAGCGGUCUCCAAUGUGAAUGGCUGGAACGUUUUUAUACUGUCAUUCUGGUUGUUAGAAGGCGCGUGGGACAAGGCGGAGGAGUGGACUCAACUGUCCGCUAGCGACCGAGCUACGAUAAAGUCGCAGUACAAUGCAGCCGGUAUCAAGCUCUUGGUCGCCGCCUUUGGGUCGACCGAUGUUCCGACAUCAACCGGAGCAGAUCCGGUCACAACUGCGAAUAACCUCGCGAGCUGGGUCAAGACGUAUGGUUUGGACGGCGUGGAUGUUGACUAUGAGGACUUUAACGCUAUGGACGGUGGCACCGCCGAGGCUUGGCUAAUCUCUUUCACCACGCAACUUCGUUCUCAGCUGCCUGCCGGCCAGUACAUCAUCACGCAUGCUCCCGUUGCUCCUUGGUUCACGCCCUCCCACUACCCCGGCGGAGGGUACCUCAAAGUGAACUCGCAGGUCGGAAGCUUGAUCGACUGGUACAAUGUGCAAUUCUACAACCAGGGCGCUACGGAGUACACAACUUGCGCGGGCUUGCUGACCGCCUCGUCCUCGACAUGGCCGCAAACCGCCCUAUUCCAGAUCAUCGCAUCCGGUGUCUCUGCUAGCAAGCUUGUCGUUGGCAAGCCUGCGACGACUGGGGAUGCGAACAAUGGCUAUAUUGACCCGUCGACGCUUGCGGGGUGUAUCUCCCAGGCGAAGAACCAGGGGUGGAACGGCGGCGUUAUGAGUUGGCAGUACCCACAUGCCAGCUCGUCGUGGAUCACGACUACAUGA
Messenger RNA from Dichomitus squalens LYAD-421 SS1, 945 nucleotides. Its product is annotated as glycoside hydrolase family 18 protein. The transcript is spliced from 11 exons. Gene Ontology annotation, biological process: carbohydrate metabolic process. NCBI's taxonomy places the organism in Eukaryota, Fungi, Basidiomycota, Agaricomycetes, Polyporales, Polyporaceae. Gene Ontology annotation, molecular function: hydrolase activity, hydrolyzing O-glycosyl compounds. Bases 1 to 945 code for a protein of 314 amino acids. The record is from RefSeq and is a predicted model, not a curated record.